ACCUCCUGUCUGCAGCCGCCUGUACCGGAGGACACCGCGGGCUGCUGCUGUCGGUUCUUCGUGACGGGAUCUGGUGUCAGGCGAGCAGCGGGCGGAGCAGAACCCCCAACCCGUAACGGGAAGCCCCCGCCGUCAGAGAGACACCCCCCCCCCCUCCCCCGCCGCGCCAGAGGACAGCUAGAUGCUAGUGGGCUAGUGUUAGCUAGCUGCCCUCCUCCCGUGCCGCGGACCCCCUCGACAGCCGGUCCCCCCCAGGCAUCAUGGCGUUAAAACGAAUAUCUAAGGAGCUGACAGACCUGUCCAGAGACCCUCCAGCUCAGUGUUCUGCUGGUCCUGUUGGUGAAGACAUGUUCCACUGGCAGGCAACUAUCAUGGGCCCUCCCGACAGUCCCUACCAGGGCGGCGUGUUUUUCCUGACCAUCCAUUUCCCUACAGACUAUCCGUUCAAACCUCCGAAGGUUGCCUUCACUACCAGAAUUUAUCACCCAAACAUCAACAGUAACGGCAGCAUCUGCCUGGACAUCCUGAGGUCUCAGUGGUCUCCCGCUCUCACCAUCUCUAAAGUUCUUUUGUCCAUCUGUUCUCUGUUAUGUGACCCCAACCCCGACGACCCACUCGUGCCCGAAAUCGCCCGCAUCUACAAAACAGAUCCAGUCAGGUACAACAAGACAGCCCAGGACUGGACCCAGAAGUAUGCCAUGUGACCCGCAGCCUGCCGGAUUCACCUGGUUUCUCACGUGGCCACGCCCCCUUACCUUUGUCCCGUCAUCGCCUCCGAGUUCUCCGUUCGUCUGCUGGAUCAGUGCAGGGCUGCGGCGGUGUCACUGCUGAGGACUCACCUGUGGGAGGACACCGCGCAGCGGGCCGUCACUGAUGCAUGCGGGCCGGUCCAGGUGCUGGACCGUUUGGUUUAGACCAGAGCCGUUUGUUCAUCCCUCGUCCACGGUUCUCCUGCUCCGACAGAGGAACCCGGCUGAUGGCCUAAUCGCUCUGAGGUUUUCAAUAAAGCUGAACAGGUUGCAGCUC
Messenger RNA from Oryzias latipes (Japanese medaka), 1026 nucleotides. It is a transcript of the gene ube2d2l, whose product is annotated as ubiquitin-conjugating enzyme E2D 2 (UBC4/5 homolog, yeast), like. The record is from RefSeq and is a predicted model, not a curated record. NCBI's taxonomy places the organism in Eukaryota, Metazoa, Chordata, Actinopteri, Beloniformes, Adrianichthyidae.